Molecule: messenger RNA, 4460 nt
Organism: Exophiala dermatitidis NIH/UT8656
Lineage: Eukaryota; Fungi; Ascomycota; Eurotiomycetes; Chaetothyriales; Herpotrichiellaceae
Exons: 3
Coding region: 621-2426 (601 amino acids)
Biological process (GO): regulation of DNA-templated transcription
Molecular function (GO): DNA-binding transcription factor activity, RNA polymerase II-specific; zinc ion binding
Source: RefSeq, a predicted model, not a curated record
CUUCCGGCACCAGGCUGGCUGUCAGCCUUAGGAGCCUCCUAAGCCCACACCUAUGUGAUAAAUAUGUCCAGCCUUAUAGGGAUGCUUUGCCAGCUGCCAGUGGGCGCUACACGUCAGACACUGGCACUGCCAGUGAAAGGCGGAGCGCUUAUGUAGCUCGCUUGCGCCCCUCCGGAGGGCAAGGAUAGGCUGGAGCGCCCCUACAACAUUGUAUAAUAAGCCUCACAAGCAUUGGGGCUGAACUUGGACGCCUUCAACUCGUCCGUCCGCAGCCCAACUCCAAGGUCGUCCACGUCUCCGAGUCUGGGGCGCCGCCAAACCAUUCGUGUCGCUGCCCCUCGCUGACUGUGGCUGUGGCACCCACCUCUACCACGACUAUUAUUACUGCCCUCCUAUUGUGAUUAGACCGACUGGCGUCCUCACUUGCGUGCGCCAGGCACCAAUUAAUCCGUUGUCAGAGCGGACAACUUCAAGUUUCUAUCCGUUGUAUCCCCUGCGAUACUAGAAUCUAACAUGCAUGCAAAUCUUUCCAGAUCGCGUCUAUGACAGCGGUCUAGCAGCGCUCAAUCGACCUCCAAUUUAUUGACAUCUGUUGCAUGUUGAUUUGACCCGGAGUAGACAUGGUUGGGGUUCCCAGAAGCAAGGGAUGCAGGGUCUGCGUCCAGCGUCGCGUCAAGUGUGAUCAGGCGCGCCCUUUCUGCAACAAUUGCUUGAAGGGGAAUCGCCCAUGUCCAGGCUACGACACAGACUUGAGAAUCCAUGAUGAGGGCACUAAACUUCGAAAGAGGUUCGGACAGAAGGAUGGAAAUGGAAGUGCUAGCGACUUGAAAUCCGGUUCUGCUCCUGACAAACCGUCGCCCUCAACCACCGGUUCCCACAGUCUCUCGUCCGAAUCGUCCCCAGAAGAGUCCUGGGGUCUCAUCUCCUAUCAAGACUCGCCCGGCUCUGAAGAACCGCAAGGCCACCGCGGCGAUGUUAUCCUACCACCGCACAAUGCCUUCUUUGCUUUACUCGAGCGCCAGUUUAGUCCCGAAGCUGACCUCUCCACCCUUGAAUUAACGGGGAUCGGAUACGACAGCGGAUCAUUCGAUUUUAGUCCACAGAACGCGGACGCGGGCGCUGAAAUGAUGCUCAACCGCGCCGUCUUUUCUCCAUACAUUGUGCAGGAGCAGCUUUUGAGCACCUUUUGUUCGGCAUUCUCGGGCCCCCUCGGCCACGGUGGACCCCACGUUAUACCCAGUCAACUGCGAAGUCACACUCGUUGGCUCUCACAACUACCGUCCUUCUUUGGGACGAAGCUUCUGGACACGACUAUCCGCGCCGUGUCCUUGGUCCACCUCGGGAGAUUGCAGCAAGAAGAGGUUCUGGUGCAAGAAUCACGAAAAUCCUACGGCAAAGCCCUUCGCCUCUUGAACCAGGCCUUAGCCGAUCAGAAAAAGGGAAUGGCGGCCGAGACAUUAUCAGCCACCAUCCUUCUGUCGUUUUACGAAAUGCUGGCCUCCGACUCCAACGAGUCAUGGGUGCGUCAUGCCGGGGGUGCUGGAGCAUUAAUGCGCAUCCGUGGCGCCAAGCGACAUCUUUCUGGAAUCGAUCGCGACGUCUACCUGGCAUAUCGCCAUACCAUUGUGAUUGACGCGUUCCAACGCGAUGAGCCUUGCUUCCUGGCACAGCCUGAAUGGGUUGAGAUGGCGCAACAGAUUCACGCAGACCUCGGGUCCACCGCUGCUGCGUCUGACCGUCUGGACAUCUUUGAUCUGGCCGAAGAUUUUUAUUGUGAGAAUGUACAUAUUCCCGGGACAUUCUGCGAGGCAAGAUAUCUCGACAGCACCCGUCGGAGAAUGUCCGCCGACGACUACUCAAGUUACAGAGCGUCCGUCGUGGAACGUUGCAAGCAGCACAGGGCGAAUCUCAAGUCCAUCAACCUCAAGUUCCGCGCCACUCUCCAGCGACUUGGACUGGAAACCCCCACCAUUUCCACUGACGACCCUGUAUUUCCUCUACAAUAUGUCUACGUCAAUGUCUUUGUGGCGUCGACUCACGUGGGCUACUGGACAAUUGUCGUCCUAUUGAAUCUCGUCUUGAGGGAACUGGAAAAGGAAUCCGCCCCAGAAAACAUGGGACUGUAUCUGAUGGAAAACCGCGAGAUGGCACGCGAAAUCUGCCGCAGUACCUCGUACAUGAUGACUUCGUCCUUCUUGGGGCCCUUUUUCAUCAUUUUUGCCUUGAGACUGUGUCUGAUGGUGUUCGACCCCGGCCUGGAAAGGGACUGGGUCAUUCGGAAGCUGAUCCAGAUUGGCGACACUCGCAUGAAAAUGGCCUCAGACUUGCUGGGGCUUGAUCCCAAAAUGGCUCCGCAACAAAUGCAAGCCGCGACGGCCGAACAGACGAGGAAAUGGGAUCAGGGCCACACUUCUUUACAGUCAUGAAGAGAGGUCAAGUCUGUGCCCAAAUUCAUACUGCUUUUGUGUUACAAGAAGCACAAAAAGGGUUCCAAAGAGAGUCCGACAAGAUGGACCAAGGCACCUCUACUUCUAUAACGUCGAUGUAUACCGUCGACCAACGCAAAUGCUCGGAGCAUACAAGGCUCAUCGCACACAGUCCCUUCCCCCGCCAGCCUGAUGACACCAACAUAGGCGCGGGUACACCCCCACUUGGACUGCUCAUGGUCAUACACGAACGUGUCCAAGGUAGGACCAAAGGAACACCCCUGCUGUUGGCUUCAAGGGUGGUCGCUGGCGACAUCGUUCAGAGCCAAGAGUGCAGACAACUUAGCCAACCACAUGGCAUCCGUCCGGCUGAAAAAUAACGUUACCGGAAGACGUCGAGAUGUUCAUAUUGUGACGGUUGAUGAAUCCCCCACUGAAACGUGCCGACAUGGGUUUUCCAAAGUCAUCGAGUAUACCACUUCAGGACUUGGUAUAUCAAUGACAACUCGUGCAAGCAACAAAUAAGAUAUCUGAAAGGCGGCCACAAUUUUCUAUUCAUCCAGAACCAUAUAUUUUGACGACGCCAUCGACGCCGCCUCCAGCCCAAAGACCCUGUCUAGCCUGGGCCUGACUCCCCGGUCUCCACUUGACGACACUGACGACCUUGCCAGCCGGACUUAGUACGGCUUGGCCCACAGUUUUCCCAGACAACAAAUCCCAGGCGCGGACGGCGCCAUCAGCCUCACUACCACUGAGGACCAAGCUAUCGUUUUGGGCAAAACAACUCUUUAGUCGCAAACUAUCAUUCUUAUAUCCAUCUGAAUUUUUCUCAGGUGGAAAAGCGCGGAGACAAGUUCCAUCAGCUCGAUCCAUGACUCUAAUACGGCCAUCGAGACAACCGACCAACAAAGUCCUGGCAUCGCUCGAAAGAUCCAAGCUGGUGACAGGACCCGGGAGAACAUCAACAGUGAUUCUGCCCAUGCGGAUAUCGUAGGUGCGGACCCGGCCGUCGACGCUGGCCGUGACUAAUUCGUAUCUCGUCUCUGGAACAACAAUGCUCGAAAUGCCAUCUUUCGCCUCAUCCAGCACCAUCAGCGGUUUCGGGUCGCGGCUCUUUACGUCCCAUAGUCGCACCGAUGUGUCGUCGCUGCCGCUGGCCAGCACCGAGUCUCCUUGGCCAGUAAAGACGACGCAGUUGAUCCGGCUCGUGUGCCCUUGGCUCGUGUUGUUCCCGAAACGUCGCAGUGUGCCACCCUCGGUGUUCUGGACUGCCCAUAGAAAUACCGACCGGUCACCCCCGACGCUGGCGAAUGUUUCGUUGUCUUGCGCAACUGCAAUGUCGAGAACUGGGUACCCGUGCGCAACGUAUUUUUGAAUAGGAGUGGUAUUUGUAGUGGUUGUCGUUGCCGUUGCCCUUUGGGAGGUAGAGGUACUGCUUGCAGGCUCCGCGCGAGAUAGGUGGAUUUGUCGGUCGGAGGAUCCUGUCAGGAUGUAUGUCCCGCCUAGCGAGGAGAAGGUAAUGGCGUUGAUGGGGCCGCUGUGCGUGGCGAGUGUGUUGACCAGCGACCCCGGCAGUUUUGGAGUCGUAUUGCUCAUGAUAAGGCCGCGUUUGAUGGUUCGCGUAAGUUAGCUUCAAGUGCUCUGGGUUCGGUCGGGUUUCGUUUCGGCUGUAGGAGGCGGCCAGCGAACCGCGCGGGGGGUCGACCGAUCGGUGCUGGAUGUGAUGGAUGUGAUCUGAGAAAGGCGGCGCACCGUGCAAGGGAUCGGAGUUGGAUUUGUGUCAACUCACGUCAGGUCACGGCAUAGAUGGCAGCACGCGCCCAACUCUGGGACUUAGCUACUAGUACAGAGGUUGUUCGAAUUGUGGCUGGCGGUCACAGUGGUGUAGUGCAAUGAGUGAUAGGAACUGAAGCUGCGGUGGAAAAGGGAAAGGAAUCGGAUUGAUUGUCAGUUGUAAAAUAGGUAGAUGUGCGCAUCCUCACCGUCUGUCAUUUUCGGCUCAUCAUGGCAGUAAUUGUAAUGGUAUCAUUGUUC